Xenopus tropicalis (tropical clawed frog) is the source of this 1778-nucleotide messenger RNA. RefSeq names its product ganglioside induced differentiation associated protein 1 (gene gdap1). The coding region runs from base 145 to 1197 and encodes 350 amino acids. NCBI's taxonomy places the organism in Eukaryota, Metazoa, Chordata, Amphibia, Anura, Pipidae. The record is from RefSeq and is a predicted model, not a curated record. Gene Ontology annotation, cellular component: cytoplasm; mitochondrial outer membrane. The transcript has 6 exons.
UUCUAACGACCCAGCCAGAUGAAUUAGGACCCUGCAGCUGAGCUUGCUUGUGCACACUACCAAAGCUCCCGCCCACAAGCCUUGCCUUUGACUGCCUCCCUGGAUGCUGAAGUGCUUGACUGAGCAUCCUCUUCCAGGCUAAACAUGUCUGAUCUAGCAGACCCUGCUCCUGCAGCUCCAGCCGGCACAGAGGGCAAACUCAUCCUCUACCACUGGACUCAUUCGUUCUCCUCUCAGAAGGUACGUUUGGUUAUAGCAGAAAAAUCCUUGAAGUGUGAAGAGCACGAUGUGAGCCUCCCCUUGAGUGAGCACAAUGAACCGUGGUUUAUGCGCCUUAACCCAUCGGGAGAAGUGCCAGUUCUUGUCCACGGAGAAAAUAUUAUCUGUGAGGCCACCCAGAUCACUGAUUAUUUGGAACAAACAUUUAUUGAUGAAAAAACACCCCGACUCAUUCCAGAAGAGGGCAGCAUGUAUUACCCCAGGGUUCAGCAUUACAGGGAGCUUUUAGAUUCCUUGCCAAUGGAUGCCUAUACCCAUGGCUGCAUUCUCCACCCAGAGCUGACAGUAGAUUCAAUGAUACCAGCCUAUGCAACAUCUAGAAUCCGCACACAGAUUGGUAGCACUGAAUCAGAACUCAAGAAGCUUGCCCAGGAAAAUCCAGAUCUUGAAGAUGCUUAUAUUGCCAAACAGAAACGUCUCAAAACAAAAUUGCAGGACCAUGAUAAUAUCAAAUUCCUAAAGAAAAUCCUUGAGGAACUAGAAAAAGUCCUGGAUCAGGUUGAAACUGAAUUGCAAAGAAGAAAUGAAGAAACCCCAGAAGAAGGCAGUGAGUCUUGGCUCUGUGGACAGUUUUUUAGCCUAGCAGAUGUCUCCUUAGCAGUGACUUUACACCGGUUAAGGUUCCUCGGAUUUGCAAGAAGAAACUGGGGCAAUGGCAAGCGCCCUAACUUAGAGGCAUAUUAUGAACGUAUCCUGCAAAGAAAGACAUUUAACCGAGUAUUAGGGAACGUCAACAACAUUCUGAUUUCAGCAGUGCUGCCAACUGCCUUUCGCGUUGCCAAAAAACGCGCCCCUACUAUUCUCGGUUCCACGCUGAUGGUGGGGUUGCUAGCAGGUGCAGGAUACUUUUUCUUUCUGUGCGCAAGGAAAAGAUUAUUCAGCAUGUUCCUAUCAAUAAAAGCAAAAUAUUUUUUCUAGGUAACGUUUAUUAGUCUUGGUACGCAUUAAUAUAAACUGGCCAAAUGUCAUUUCUGAAUCAGCAGCCAUGCACAAAAGAAAAAUAUCCAUUCCAAAAUGAAAGCUGUUAUUAAAAAUACUACAAAAGCACAAUGCUAUAUGUGCUGAGUGUGUUACUUUCAUCCCUGCAGGCAUCAAAAGUGAAGUAAAACCUAAAAAAAAUAUGACUAGAAAUACUGUAUUUAAUAUAUUGGACUGAUUGUACCAGCAUAGAGGUUUAGCAGCCCUCGUUCCUGAGCUUCCAGGUAUUGUGAAUCUGAAUGGAUUACUCAGCAUUAUACUAUCAGAUUGAUAUUGUAUAUACAGGUAGCAGCCAAAGCAUUACAUUUUAUGUGAAUAUUUACAGUUGUUAUUACAGUCACUAGAUUCUAGAGCAGGUUCUCUUUUGUGGCAUUCAAGGGGGGAUUUCCCAGGGAAGCUAGAGAAGGGAGAGAGUAUUGUGCUACAAUAUCUUUAGCUGAUGUGAAAAAGAUAAAGUGGAUGAAGCCAGUAGGCCUGAGGUUGGUUACAUCAUAGAGAUGUAGGAGUAGGCCAGAUUCAUG